CGCAUCGCAUAUCCCACCAGGCAGUUGUAUUGUGUAUACACACAUACCUUAACCUCAAUCCUCCUUAACACGCAAUCGCCAUGGCUGCAUCCAUUCCUGCGAAGCUCAAGGAGGCGCAAAUCUCCCAGUUCGCUGCUCGCGCUGCGCAACUGGAGAAACACAAGCCCAUCAUUUCAUACUGGCUGAGGUUCUACAUGACCCAAAAGAUAAUAGGAAAAAACCUGCACGUCGGCGAUGAGGAGGCCACCAAGUAUACCGUGGACCUGAUGGAUAAGCUCGAGACUAUGAAGGCCGAAUACCCCACGGAAGAUGCACUGUUGGAUGAGGUUGCUGCAUAUGCCUACUGCGAACAGUUCGCGCUGCAGGUGUUUUCCAAGGGUGACAAAGAGAUAAGGGAGAAUAAGGUCACAAAAGCGACUGCGGAUACGUUUCUCGCCGCGUCCACCUUCUUCGAGACAUUGACAAUUUGGAAAAACCCAUUGGAACCGGAGGUCCAAGCGAAGUUGAAGUACGCCAAAUACCACGCCGCGCGCAUUUUAAAAGCUAUCAAGGCUGGAACCGACCCAAAUGAAUCCAAUCCGAAGCAAGAAACACCAGCAGUGUCACCAGCCCCGCUGGAUCCUAACGACCCUGAAGUACAACGUAUCAGUGAUGGAAUUUCUCAUCUUCCGACACAGCCAUCACAUCAACCCUAUGUUGAAUCCGCACCCAACACAUCAGCUCAGCCUUCUCCAGCUUUGCCCGCACAAGGCGCAACCUCACCACCCACCCUUCCAUCCGCACCCACAGGAUACUCACAACCCAACCAGCAGCCUCGAUUUUCUUCUCACGAUGAUGUUUCCCCAAUAUCGCAAUCAAUUCGUUCGCGUCAGGGUUCAGUCGCCUCUGCAGGUGGAGGAUACUUCCCGCGUGUGGAUGUCCCUACAUUUACGGCAGAUGCUGCUGCGCCAUCUCUCCCUACCGCUCCUUCCUUGAACGAGGACCAGCCCAUGACCAGCCCAUUCGAUAACUCUCUUCCUCAACCGCCUCAACCUCCGUCGGCGCCGCCAUUGGCAGAUCCUCAACAGUUCUACAACGCAGACCCAUCUUCGCCCCCUGUACCGCAACCACCGCAGCAACCGUCAUUUCAACCUCCGCCUAACUUCACUUCAACAUCUCAACUUUCGCCCCAGAAUCCUUAUCAGCAACAAGCACAACCUCCACAAAUACAACCAUAUCAGCAGCAAUACGCUCAAGCUAUUCCAGCUACGACACAAGCCAGUCAUCAGGGUCCUCUCCGCACAGACGAAGAAUCAGUGGCAGAAGCCCAAAAACAUGCUAAAUGGGCUAUUUCGGCGCUCAACUUUGAGGAUGUGAAUACAGCAGUGAAAGAACUACGUACAGCUCUGAAAGCAUUGGGAGCGAACUGAAGAAUCGCGUACCAUGGUUGGAUUGCAUAUGAUAUGAUGUUUGCGAUUCCUUUUCAAUUUCUCACCACGUCAAAGUAUGUAAUUGUAUUCAAGCCCUGGUUUAUACCCAUAUUGGAUUGUAUAGAAGCUACUUUAAACCUUAAUGAUAUUGCAGC
This is a messenger RNA of Aaosphaeria arxii CBS 175.79, 1564 nucleotides long. RefSeq names its product DUF605-domain-containing protein. Gene Ontology annotation, cellular component: multivesicular body. The coding region runs from base 81 to 1409 and encodes 442 amino acids. The transcript has 3 exons. NCBI's taxonomy places the organism in Eukaryota, Fungi, Ascomycota, Dothideomycetes, Pleosporales. The record is from RefSeq and is a predicted model, not a curated record. Gene Ontology annotation, biological process: late endosome to vacuole transport via multivesicular body sorting pathway.